Asterias rubens (European starfish) is the source of this 2629-nucleotide messenger RNA. RefSeq names its product transmembrane channel-like protein 7. Gene Ontology annotation, cellular component: plasma membrane. NCBI's taxonomy places the organism in Eukaryota, Metazoa, Echinodermata, Asteroidea, Forcipulatida, Asteriidae. The record is from RefSeq and is a predicted model, not a curated record. The coding region runs from base 238 to 2454 and encodes 738 amino acids. Gene Ontology annotation, molecular function: mechanosensitive monoatomic ion channel activity. The transcript has 16 exons.
CUUGUGUACAGUCAUUUUUGGAGUCCAUAAAAAAGAUUGAAAGCCGGCUUACUUAUGUACUAAAACACGACCGUUCUUGCAGAUUUAUCCAACAACAACGGGGAUCUUGGUGCUCUAAUUGUGGACGAUUCGUAUCAAAGUCCAUCUGGGCAAGGGACGGACACAGUCGCUGUUGCUGUGAGUGCAGACUCACCAGCGAAACUUCACCACCACAACGGGGCCACGAGCGAGUCAGCCAUGUACAAUCUCGAACAGGACAACGACGCGUUCAACGGUGGGGAUGAAACCGAUGCGUUGACCGGGCGACCCGUGUCGAGACACGGCACUGUCAAAGCAAGUUUCAACCGGGACCAUAGCCACAAUGCUAUUGAGUAUGAACUGGAUAAAUUGAAAUCAGAUGACGGGGAGCAUGCGGCAGAAAACAGAGCAAAGGUUAUUAGAUCUAUGCCGGCAACUUUAAACAAGAAGAGAGAACUUCGUGAAAAGUAUGGAACAGGGAAGUUAAAAGCCCUGUCAGGUUGGAAAUCAUUCAAGUACAACAAUGCAUUGAGAUGGAAACACUUCAAGGAGAGUAUGUACGAUUUGGUGCUGACCUUUGAGGUAUGGCGGGCGUCACUCAAAGAAGUUGAAGGUAAAUUCGGCACAGCUGUGGUAUCUUACUUUGUCUUUCUCAAGUGGAUGUUAUUCCUGAAUCUGUACAUCUUUAUCUUGAUGUUUGGAUUGAUCGUCAUACCGCAAUUCAGCCUCCGCGGUCAAUACGUUGAAACAUCUACUUGCGAGACAGAGUACAAUAACAACGUGGACAACAAGUGUGCUGAAGGCCAGACAGAUCAAUGUAUUGUGGACUUCAUUGGUGGCACGGGAUGGAUGGAGCAGACUGAGUUAUUCUACGGUACUUACCCACCGACGUUCAGUAACACCAACAGCUCCUCUCUUGUCACCUUCUUAGACAGUGUCUACAUCAUCCCGCUGGCCUACCUCCUUACAACGGCCGCCUAUUUUCUUCUCUCGCUUCUGCUGAUGGUCCAGUAUACUGCCCGUGGUUUUAAGGAAAGUCUAUCCAACCAGGAGGACUUCCAGUACAAGUCCUGCAACAAAGUCUUCGCUGCGUGGGAUUUCUCCAUGACUGACGAGAAGAAUGCCUACUUGAAAUGUAGUAGCAUCCGUUUCGAACUACAGACGGAUCUUGAGGAGGAGAGACAGAAGAGGAAACGAGCGAAGAGAACCAAAAUGGAGAAAUUCAAACUGUAUUCGGUCCGCUUUCUGCUGAAUCUGGUUGUCUUGGGGAUCUUGGGCGGAGCCGGUUACCUCAUCUAUUACACCACAGAUCUGUCUGUACAGCAUUCCAAUGAGCCAAUCACGGGCAACGCAUUCGCCAGUCUCCUGAUUGGUUACCUACCAUCAAUCACCAUAACGAUUCUGAACGGCGUGGUGCCUUUGAUCUUCAAUGUAGUCGUACGAUUUGAAGACUACAGUCCGCAGUUUGAAAUCAGCAUCACUCUGGUCAGGACGGUGUUUCUACGUCUUGCAUCCCUUGGAGUAUUAUUCUUCUCACUCUUUCCGCUGAUUGUCUGUGAUGCUGAAAACGAGACAGCUUGUGGAGUCUGUAAAUCUGGAAGCCUUGUGUGCUGGGAGACGUAUGUCGGCCAAGAAUUCUACAAACUGACCAUCACAGAUUUUGCUGCUGUCGUUCUUGUUGUGCUGAUUGUGGAAUUCCCGCGAAAAUUUGCUGCUAAGCAUCUUCACUUUGGCAUCGCACAAACUCUUGGCCAUAUGGAGUUUGAGAUCCCAAAGAAUGUCUUGGCUAUCGUGUACUCACAAGCUCUCUGUUGGAUUGGUUCCUUCUACUGCCCCUUCCUUCCAGCCAUCAGCCUCUUCAAGUGUUUCGUCUUCUUCUACCUCAAGAAGUGGAGCCUACUCUAUAACAUGGUGCCGUCCUCUCGUCCAUUCCGUGCCUCCAGAUCGGGCAUCUUCUUCAUGGUUAUCUUGCUCAUCACCUUCAUGCUGUGUAUCGUACCUGUGGGGUACUCCGUUGGCGCGAUUGAACCUUCCCGUGGCUGUGGGCCGUUCCGUGGACAGCUUACCAUGUGGUCAACAGUCACUACAACAGUGGAACAAUUCAAUAACUUCUUUGAGGAAAUCUUUACGUUUAUUGGCUCUGCAGCCUUCGUGGUGCCAUUCGUCACCAUUCUCUUAUUGACGCUGUACUACUACCACGCCAUUGCGUCUGCUCACAUGGAACUUGUUAGCAGGUUGAAAGAACAGCUUGUACUGGAGGGACGCGAUAAGCAUUUCCUACUUACGCGUCUCCACGAGUUGGAGCCCAACGUCAAGGGACACAAGAAACGUAAUAUGCUUCCCCAGAAGUCAAUCACCCAGCCCCCGAAGCAGCCAUCACAAGCCUGGUCGGCUGGUGGUCCUAUGGAUGGCCAUCCGUUUGCUAAUACGCCUUAGACUACCUCUGAGGCUCACCACAGAUUAUCAAUUUCAUAGAGCUGCUUUACGGCCUAUUUUUUGCUUACUGUUUGGUUUCCAUUUCAUAGCGCUGCUAACCUUCCGGUGCUUACUCCACGAAAAUGAAUGACGAAUGAACAAUACAAAUCCAUGGUGAACGCGCAAAAUGGCUGCC